Echinops telfairi (small Madagascar hedgehog) is the source of this 720-nucleotide messenger RNA. Its product is annotated as proteoglycan 3-like. The transcript is spliced from 5 exons. The record is from RefSeq and is a predicted model, not a curated record. Lineage: Eukaryota; Metazoa; Chordata; Mammalia; Afrosoricida; Tenrecidae. Gene Ontology annotation, biological process: immune response. The coding region runs from base 1 to 720 and encodes 239 amino acids.
AUGAAUUGCCCUCUGAUUCUGCUGCUUCUCUUGUUGGGACCAAUUUCUGCUCUUCAUCUGAAGAAUGAUGUCCCCAACCUGGAAAAUCCAGAGAUGGUGGCAGACUUGAGCCAGGAUCUGGAAGGCUCGGGGGAGCAGGAGGGAGAGUUGGCCCUCCCUGAGAAGGAGACUCCAUCAGAGGGGGGGGAGUGUGAGACUUCUGAGAACGAAGAACUCCCUGAGGACGCUGAGCCCCUAGAUUCCGACUCAGAUGCCUUCGAUGAGGACUUGGAAUGCCCCAAAGAAGAAGACACAGCGCUAGUACAGGGAAGCUCUGAGUGCAAAACUUGUCACUUCCGGUUGGUGAAGACUCCCAAGACAUUUAGACAAGCUCGGAAGAUCUGCCAGAGGUGCUAUAGAGGCAGCCUGGUCUCCAUCCACAGCUCCAGCUUCAACUCCCAGGUCCAGUGUGUGGCCAGUGGGAUCAACCAGUGCCAGGUGUGGAUUGGAGCCAUCAAGAGAGCCUGCCAUAAUAGGUUUCGCUGGACUGAUAGGAGCUGCUGGGAUUAUUCAAACUGGGCACCAGGACAGCCACAGUGUGGGCAAGGUAGAUGCGUGGCCUUAAGUAUUAAAGGGUUGGGCACUGAGAGCAUGGCAAUGAGGGAGGCUGGCCCCCGAGAGGGCGGGGGCUGCAGGGCCGUGCCUCGGCAGCGCCACCUGGAGGGGGUCCCGUGGAACUGA